Anopheles maculipalpis is the source of this 1668-nucleotide messenger RNA. Its product is annotated as calponin homology domain-containing protein DDB_G0272472. The record is from RefSeq and is a predicted model, not a curated record. NCBI's taxonomy places the organism in Eukaryota, Metazoa, Arthropoda, Insecta, Diptera, Culicidae. The transcript is spliced from 8 exons. The coding region runs from base 1 to 1626 and encodes 541 amino acids.
AUGGAUUCUUCGCAGAACGAUGACAUUGACACCAAAGACUGCUGGUGGGAACGGCCAAGUGUUAUCUAUGCUGACGAUGCCGCCGGCUAUGGUAGCGACGGGUUCAGUGGACUCCCCGGCCGAACAUCGAGUUUGCCAUCGAUUUUUCCGAGCGGCAAUCAGCUGAUUCACCCCGACCAGGACGGUGCUUUUAACGGUGGUGACGGUACAACGGGGCCGGGCGGCAAUGGCGGUACGGUGACGAGCAGACGUAAUGGAGGAAGUCGCAAAAAGGUUCGCUUCCGUAAGUCUAAGCUUCGCCAACUGUACGACGUGGAUGUGUUGCCGGUGGAGUACUUGGGACCAAAGAUCGAAUAUAGUGUGAACCUUCCCCGAGUAACCGCGCAACUGGAGAAGUUGAUGGGAACGAAUGUGGUCCGGCUGACGGAUCGCAAAUAUAUGCAGGAGCUCCAGCGUCGCAUCCAGGAGGACUACAAUGUCACGCUGGAGAAGCGAAUCAGCGAGCGAGAGCACCGAGAAUGGCAGCGACAGAAGCAACUAAUCCUGGACGGCAAGUAUAGUCUCGAAAACUGUCCCCGGUCCCUGAUACCGCUGCACAGUAUCGUGCUGGCGAAGGAAAUCGAGCGCGAGCGCAACCUGAUCCUGUCCGGUGCGGGCGAUAGCAUACCGGAGGAGAUGACCAGCUCGGUGUUUCUGGUGAAUCAGAAAACGAACGUCAACAUUCUGAACAAGCGCGAAAAGUUGAAAACGAUCCGCGAGAAAAAUGCCGAACGAUUAAUCAAACAGGGUCAUCGUUGGGAGCGGGAACGGUUGCAGAUGGAAGAGCAAAGCCGGGAACGGGAAGUAGAGAGACGCACCAAACGGGAGGCACUGCUCGAGCAGGAAAAACUGUACAUGAUCGAGGAAAACGAUCGUUCGUUGAAUCUGCUGCGGAUGAAGACGAAGAAGGGUCCCUGUCGGGAUAUGAACCUUCGUUCGAUGUUGAUGAUGCAGCGCGAAGAGCUUGGCCGUACGAUCCAGAAGCGUGACUUUGACAUGAAAGACGAGCGAAGCGGAAUGGGCAUGGAGAUGGAUGGUGGAAAGGGUGAUCGACGGCGGCAACGGCGUGGGAUGAGAAAACAGCGCCAGAUGCAGCGCCAGAGCGAAGUCAACGAGUACCAGGAAUCGUCCUCACCUGAAGAGGGUUACAUCUCCAUGAAUAAUGCCGAUUCUCCCGAAGAUCUCGAAACAUCGAUCGCGAUCAAGGUGGCUAAAGGUGCCAGCAAGGAUUCGGGCGAUGAAUCCGAAGCAGAACAAGAUUCAGACCAAGCGGGCACGGAAGCAGCUUUAGAAUCGAAAAAAGACACCGAUGAGCUGGAGGACGUAACUCCGGAACAUGAGGAAGCCCUUACCGAGCUGGAACAGCAAGAAGCUACCGAAGCGGAACUGGAAGCGGCCGAAGAAGCACGGCUCCGCGAAGAGCUGGACAAAACGCUGAUGGAGAAAAAGAAGGCUCGCCAAGUGCGGAACGAAGAUCCCAAAAUAACAAAGCUCAAGGAAGCAGAUACCGUAGCAGAUAUUUAUAACGUUGCCGAUGAAAUCAUCGUGCUGGAGAAGAAGAAAACGAAGAAAGGAUUCGGCAAGUAAAGGUCCGACAAAAUAACCCGUGUUUUGGCACCAUUAAACCAC